AGUGUCACUUGGAGCCAGUGGAAGAUUACUAAAUUUAUGAAGGUCACAGUUGUGUCCCUCUCUCUACAACCCCACGCCUCUGUGGCAUGGGGGAAGUGGGCUUACCCAGUACACAGCAUUACUGUAAGGGUUCAUUCAUAUGUUUUGCUUUAGGUUUUUCGGUUGUUGCUAUGUGUUUUUGUUAACGACAAAUCUUUUUUUUUUUUUUUUUAAUAGGCAGCACAAAAAAAAGUUUUUUUAAGGUAGGCUAUAUUGAGUUGUCCAGGAAAUGUGGGCUUUAUUGUACAUCCUGCUAAGUAACCUGACAUUUCUUUGACUAUCUUCAUUUACUUGUUUGCUGUUAGCCACGUUAACCAUUAACUUGUGCUGUAUUUUUUGUGAACAGACAGCAUGGUUGCUGCAAAUAAGAAUUUUUCGACAACCUCAACCACACAAGAAUAUGAGUAUCCUGAUUUUGUAACAUACACUGUCAAAGAUCUCACUUUAGUUGAAGCAAUUUUCAAGCCUGUCCUGUACAGCAUCGUUUUUACCUGUGGACUUGUUGGGAAUGCCCUGGUUUUGGGGAUACUGAUAUGGUUUAAGAAGCUGACUACAGUGACUGACAUAUAUCUGCUUAACAUGGCAAUUUCUGACUUACUCUUCGUGUUCUCCCUUCCAUUUGUUAUAUACUCCAUUAAAUACCAGUGGGAAUUCGGAGAUGCAAUGUGCAAAAUACUGUCUGCAAUAUAUUACAUUGGUUUUUUCAGCAGUAUUUUCUUUGUAACAGUCUUAAGUGUGGACAGGUAUCUAGCAAUUGUCCACGUGGUCUUUUCUCUCAAGUUUAGGACUGUACAUUUGGGCAUCAUUGUCACUUUGUCUGUUUGGGCAUGUUCUUUUCUCUUUUCUUUACCUCACUUUAUAUUUCACAAACAGGAUAUAGAGAAAGGAAUCAAAUAUUGCACGAUUUCGUAUUCAAAAGAGCAAAAAGUGACAAUGACACUGCUGUAUUUGCAAAUUAAUGUCUUUGGCCUAAUAAUCCCACUUGCCAUUUUAUUUUUCUGUUACUCUCGUAUUAUAAAUAAUUUACAAAACAGUAAGAGUAGGCAGAAGAAAUAUGCAGUUAAGUUGAUAUUUAUAAUUGUUGCUGUGUUUUUUCUCUUUUGGACUCCAUAUAAUAUUGUGGUAUUUUUAAAGUUUUUAGAACUACUUGGCGUAUUUAAUUUCACUCUUCAAGAUUUGGAUAAUUUUUCGAAACAAUUGGAUUCUGCAAUGGGUAUCACUCAGACAAUAUCAUUUGUCCAUUGCUGCUUAAAUCCUAUCAUUUAUACUUUUGCAGGGGAAAACUUUCAGAAGCAUUUAUGCAGAAUGUUUAGCAAGCUCCUAAGAUGCGUGAAAGUUAAUAAAGUAUGUGGAUCAUUUGAAAGCUCAGUUCUAGACCGUGUUUCCAGUACCAGGGAAUCUCGAUCUUCAUCUUUUACAGAAGCUGUUAUGUGACAUGACCUGCACUAUGAUUUAUGAUGCCAGUGCCAAAAAGAGAAGAACAUGGCCCCACACUCCGUGACACCUAAUUUUACUUUAACUGGCCUGAGGGUAUAACCCUUCCCAAAUUAUGGCUUGCUGGGAUUU
Molecule: messenger RNA, 1605 nt
Organism: Rana temporaria (common frog)
Lineage: Eukaryota; Metazoa; Chordata; Amphibia; Anura; Ranidae
Product: C-C chemokine receptor type 4-like
Exons: 2
Coding region: 391-1473 (360 amino acids)
Biological process (GO): chemotaxis; immune response; G protein-coupled receptor signaling pathway
Cellular component (GO): membrane
Molecular function (GO): chemokine receptor activity
Source: RefSeq, a predicted model, not a curated record